Messenger RNA from Anneissia japonica, 6670 nucleotides. RefSeq names its product DNA-directed RNA polymerase, mitochondrial-like. Gene Ontology annotation, cellular component: mitochondrial DNA-directed RNA polymerase complex. Gene Ontology annotation, biological process: mitochondrial transcription. Gene Ontology annotation, molecular function: mitochondrial promoter sequence-specific DNA binding; protein binding; DNA-directed RNA polymerase activity. The record is from RefSeq and is a predicted model, not a curated record. Lineage: Eukaryota; Metazoa; Echinodermata; Crinoidea; Comatulida; Comatulidae. Bases 140 to 4234 code for a protein of 1364 amino acids. The transcript is spliced from 28 exons.
CCCACGUGCUCUCCAUUACUGUCAACAACAUGCAAAACGUACUAUUCUACGGGCUUCGCUGUGCACUUUUUGCUGUACUGUACCGGCCUAGGCCUGAACAUGUAGGCGGCCGAAGAUAGUAUUUUACAUAAAGUAUAUUAUGUCCUUAGUUAAUAUAUGCGCGGUCAUACGGAUGCCACAUCUUAGUAUGGCAUGCUACAGGACAUUUAGAAAUCGAAGAAUGUACCCCUUGUUAAAUAUUACUACCUUAUUAGAUGGAAAAAUUCACCAGUUGCAUUCCCAAAAUAAUGAUAUCGUCAAUAAAGUAGGCAAAUGUGCUACAAACAGCUCACAGAUGCAAAUAGGCAACCAAAAGAUUUUUGAGGAAAAUGCAGUUGAAGUAAAGGAAGACCACAACACAAACGGCAAAACUAGCAAUCAGAACAUGACCAAGUUUGAACCAUCAUUGAAUGCACAACCAAAAAAGCUAUUAACAGAAAAUAACACAAAUGAAGACAUACCACUUUUCAACUCAAAAAACAAGUUACCAAACAAGCAACCUACCAAAACCAAAAAUUUCCGGAAAGUACAAGGCAAGACUACUAAAUCGCCGUUACUAUUGAAACAUGAUAAAACAACAGAGAUAAGCAAGAAGAAAUUAAAAAAUCAGAAGAAGCUGAAAAAUUCCCAAACACAGAAAUUCCAAGUAUCUAAAAAAAAAAGCAUUGAUGAGAAACGUGUUCCAUUGUCACAAUCCCAGCAGCAAGCAAAGAAAAGUCAGCUAUUUAGUAAAAAGGAAAAGAUGGAAAGUGAAAAUUUGUUGCUGGAGAGAACUUCAAAUAAUUACACUGCAGAACAUAUAGAAAACUACAAUGAUGCUAGUAAAAAUGAAAAUUUGAAUGCAUCAAGCAAACAUUUUAGAUCACUAAAGGAAGUUGAACAUAUAGGAGGACAAUCCAUGCAUUUACGAAAGGGUAAAGAACCAAAAACCAGCCUUUCAUCCAGUGCACUAAUUUCACAUCAAAGGGAACAGAAAGAGUUUGAAGAGACUGCAGUAGAAGUUGAUGUAGGUGAGGAUAAUAAAAGCAGCCAUGCUUUUACAAAAAAGAUGAAGCAUAAAGUUAAAGCUACACCAAACAAAAAGGUUCCAGAUUCAAAUCAAAUGCCACUUCAUAAAACAUACUUCACUCAUCCACACUCCUACCUGUUACCUUAUCUUGAAGUAUGUAUAUUUACUGGUAUGUUGUCCCGAGCAGAAUUGAUGUUCCAAAAAUUCAAGUAUUCUAUGCCAUUAGAUGUAGAGGUGUUCAAUGUUCUUCUUCAUGGAUGGGCAAAAGAGGGUGAUUUAAAUAAGAUUAGAAAAUUGUUCAAGGAAAUGGGAAAACUAGGUGUAAAAGCUGAUUUGCAAUCUUAUGCUGCAGUACUGGAGUGCAUUGGAAGGAAUAAUGUCAUUUCUUCAAAUGCCGCUUUGAAAUGUAUCAGUGAGAUGAAAAAAAAUGGGCUGGAUGUGCAUAACAUACUGUCAGUCAGAUUGACUGAAGAUCAGAGAAACUGUGUUGUUGAUGCAUUGCAGAAAAGUUGUCCUUCAGCUAUAGUUCAACGGGAUUUUAAACCACAUGUUUGCAGAAAUCGGCUUGUGGAGGACUACUACUGUGAACAUCACAAUCAGGUGGAUAUACGUGAUGAAUCAGAAAAAGUGUCAAAAAAUAUAAAUUUUAAAGACAUGAUGAAGAAUAUAAUGGAACAGGUGAAAAUUGAGGAAUGUGGUCAUAUGAAAGUGAAAUCAGUUGACAUUGAAGAUAAAGUGAGCCCUCAAAUACAACUUAAGCGAAAACACCUUAAAGAACAUGAUCAAGAAUGGCGAAGUUGUCUGUCUCGAGCUUUUGAUGAAGUCAAAUUUGGUCAUAACAACAAAUCUCUUAGUGGAAUUGCCAAUUUUUAUCCAUUUAUGUGCUUGUUUGACACUGAGGAGUAUGUGGACAUAAUGCUGCAAACUUUACAUACCCUAGCUACUUCAUCAGAAGGAAAUGCUCGCGUUAAUUUGUCAGUAGAGCUUGGACAGAGGCUAUUUCACAAAUAUGUCAUAAUGAAAAAGAUAAAGACAGGAGUGAGCAAGAAGAUUAAUCAACUAUAUGAGAGGUUUGUGCCUUUGUGUUUAAAUGAAGAGCAGUUGAUUAAAAAGCCAUUGAGAGAAACAUGGCAAGAAAUUGAGCACCAACAUCCCUCAGGAGCAUCUUUGGACACAGAAAGCAACAUGUGGUCACGGCCAGUUGUUUUGUCAAUUGGUUCAUUACUGGCUGAUAUGAUGCUACAUGAAAUCAACAUUGACAGUAAUCUUCGAUCCACUUCCGCAAGGCAGAUGAUACCUGCACUCUAUCACAUCUUUGACUAUAGGAGUCUUAAGACAGUUGGUUUUGUGAAGCCACACCCGAAGCUAGUGAGCCUGAUCCAGGAUGCAUGUCUACCAGAUGUGGUGUUUGACAGUAACCAUGUUCCAAUGCUGUCUCCUCCUCUUCCAUGGUGUUCUCAUAAGUUUGGCGGUUAUCUGUUUUCGUCUUGUUCGGUAAUGAGAACAAGAGACGAUUCACUUCAGGUUGAGUUAUUAAAGGAUAAGAUACAACGUGGUGACCUCAAUCCAGUUUUAGACUCAUUGAAUCAGUUGUCAAAUACUCCAUGGAUUGUAAACAAACCAGUAUUGGAUAUAGUGUUAGAUAUAUUUAGGAAUGGUGGAGAUGAAAAAUUAAAUAUUCCACCACCAUCCUCAGUCUGCCCAGAACCACCAUCAUACUCCAAAGGUAUGACAAGUGAGGCAAUGAUUGAAAUUCAGAAAUUGAGAAUGAGUUCCCGUAAGAAAAAAUCUGAAAUGCAUUCUCUAAGGAUGAAUGAGGUUUAUAAGCUAUCAAUUGCUAAUGCAUUUCGGAACAAGAUUUUCUGGUUUCCACACAAUAUGGACUUUAGAGGGCGAGUGUAUCCAUAUCCUCCACACUUCAAUCACCUUGGUAAUGAUGUAACUAGAAGCCUGUUACUUUUUGGACAUGGUAAGCCACUUGGAGAACAUGGCCUGAAGUGGAUUAAGAUACAUCUUGUCAACCUAACUGGACUUAAGAAAAGAGCAUCUCAAAAUGAAAGGUUGGAAUAUGCAGACAGCAUAAUGCCUUUAAUAUUGGACUCAGCAAAUGAUCCUUUAAAGGGGCAAAGAUGGUGGCAGACUGUGGACAAUAUUUGGCAAACUUUAGCAGCUUGUAAAGAAAUUAAUGCUGCAAUAAAUUCUCCAGAUCAUACAAAAUACAUUAGCCAUCUUCCAGUUCACCAGGAUGGUUCUUGCAAUGGUCUACAGCACUAUGCUGCUCUUGGCAGAGACGCAAUAGGUGCACAGCAAGUUAAUUUAUAUCCUAUGGCUUUGCCACAAGAUGUAUACAAUGGAGUUGCACAAAUGGUAGAAGAGUUGCGUGUUGAAGAUGCCAAAGAUGGUCAUCCAAUUGCAAUUUUAUUGAAAGAUCAAAUUCACAGAAAGAUUGUGAAGCAGACUGUGAUGACUGUUGUUUAUGGUGUAACUGCAUAUGGUGGCCGACUACAAAUUUUAAAACAGUUGAGGGAGGUGAAAGACCUUACAUUUGAUCAGCAGUGGGCAGCAUCAGCCUAUAUUGUUGUCAAGGUUUUCCUGAGCCUACGUAAAAUGUUUACCAAAACUAGACAAAUUCAGGAUUGGUUGACAGACAGUGCUUGGAUGAUAUCAAAAGCUGGUGAACUAGUGCAAUGGGAAACUCCUCUUGGUCUGCCAGUUGUACAACCUUACCAAAAGAAAAUUUCCAACAGACCAAAUAAAUCAAGUAAAUCAAUGGAUCCUAUAUUCACAAGAUAUAAACCGGAUACUAUGAAACAAAAGAAUGCAUUUCCCCCUAACUUUAUUCACUCCCUGGACUCUGCUCAUAUGAUGCUGACAAGCCUCUUCUGCCAAAGGGCUGGUAUUACAUUUAGUUCUGUGCAUGACUGUUUCUGGACACAUCCUAGUACAGUGGAUAUUAUGAAUAAAGUUUGUAGAAAUCAAUUUGUCAACCUACAUAGUGAACCAAUACUGGAUGACCUUGGACAGUCUCUCAUAAGGAAAUUUGGAAAUCUACAAAUUCCAGCAGGGUCAAGAUUUCAUCAAGAUCAACCGAAUGCCACUCACUUGAAACACUUUAUUGAAAGGAUACCAAGUAAAGGAGAGUUUGAUCUCAACCAUGUAAACAACUCAACUUAUUUCUUCAGUUAGAAUUUCAAACCCUGUAGUUUUCUUUGGACUGUUUAAACACAAUGCUUAUAAAGGUACACAGUGUAGGCUGUACAUGGCAAACAAGAAGUAAUGUUUCAUUGGUCCUCAGUUACUGCCCAGUUGCCAUAUCAGCAAAAAAAAAAAGUCUGUACCCACCACUGCAAACAUGACUGUUUCGAGAUAUGUAUACAAACAUACCUAACAUGACUGUUUCUAGAAUGUAUAGUGAACAAACUGACAGCCAGCUAAGAUCAUAUGUUUGAGUGCAUGCUCAACAUUUUGAUGAUGACAUAAUUAAUGUCCUGAUGAUGACAUAAUUAAUGUCGAAAUAUUGAAUCCCAACACGAUGGCGUGUAUUUCAAUACUUGGAGUAUGUAUUAUACUUUCAACAUUUUGACGUUGAGCACUUAUACAAAAUUUAUUUGUUUUUUUUUUGGUUUUUCAUAUUUUACUAAUUUUAUAGUCAGUUUAUUCCUUUCAUAAAGUAUUUUUAAAAGGUAUCAAAAUUCUUAGGAUGAGUAUCUACUGUACUUCAUAUACUGUAAGACAUGUACUUUUGGCUUUUGUAGUAUAUCUUCACCACCACUACUUAUAAGCAACACAAUAAAUGAAGUAUAAAAUGUUUCAAUAUCUUUGGUAUAGAGCUGUAUUUACUGUAUUUUAUUAAAAUGUUGAUUGCAAACGUGCAAUUAACAAAAUUCACAUUUGGUAAAAACUACACCUGUGAAUUGGCGGCACUUGCUAAUGAGGUAUUCAGAAUUAAUUAAACUAUUGUACAACAUGGGAGGAAGUCAUCCAUAUUGACCUUAGGGCAAAAGGUCUGGGUCGGGAAUUGGCUUAGGACAGAGGAGCUUGGAGAUCAAAAUGGAGAAAAGUAACCCAUGAUCAAAAUGUAUAUGAUGAUGAUAAUGUACUGUAUACUACUGGAUGUUAAAUGUAGGACUAAAUAUUAGAGUAAAAUGUUGUGAUAGCUUACUAUUUAUUCGUUAUACAUGUAUAUAUUAACUUCUUUUUGGGGUUAACACGGUCAAAUUAUUAUUUACUCUAUUUACCUUUGUUCUUUUUCAUUUGUGUUGUCGGUAGUAAUUGUUUGUUACCACACGAUGACUUAAAUUUGAUAAGUUCAAUUAGUUUCAAACUUAGCAAAUUGCAAGAUGACACUAAGUUUAAUGAGCCUAUUGUUUUUGGUAACAUUAGCUUACCUUAUACCAGAGGGUCGCUAGUCAUAAUCACGAAAAAGCUUUGCUAAUCAUAAACAAGAGCGACUGCUCACCGGUCUCUGCAUUAAACUGAGGUUACCUCUAUUCAGCGUUUAGUGCUUUAAAUAUGCACCUUUCAAGCAAGGAUUUUUUUUGACACCUAUAAAAAACAUGCUUAAACCAUGGAGUAAAUAUCCUCCAUGCUUAAAUCAUGGAGGUAUAGCUUAAAUACAGUACACAGUGGCAUAGUUAUUAUAUUGGAUUUUUUCGGCAAGGGAUAAAAAUUGCCAUUAAUUACUACCACUAACAGAAAAAAAAAAUUCAAAAAGAUUAAAGAUAAAUAAAAAAAAAUAAUGUCUAAAAAUUGAAAAAAAAAAAAAAAAAAAAUUGAAUUUGAAUACCAAGACGCGAUUCCUUAGAACACAUCUUUAACCGACCGCGCCAUCCAGGCGACGUGUACUAUUCAGCUAUGUAUAUUGAUGAAUCCCCUGUUUAGUUUUGUAGGUGUAUGGGGAACCCGGGGAUUCAACUUAAAAAGAGGCAUGAACGUUUGAUGGAAAUUACCUCUAGUUUAUGUGUACAAAACUUCCUGCUCAUCCAUUCAAAACUGGUGACAAUGGAUGCUUUUAAAUUUCUUGUAACAACUGAAGGAAAGUUUGAAAUGUACAGAAUAAUUAAUAGUAAUAUACAAAUACCGUAUAUAUGAAACAUUCCGUCUUGCGCACCCAAAAAUAAAGGCCACUCUUCAUAAUCGAGAAAAGGGUUCACUCAUUGGCGUAAUGCCUGUCAGCACUUGGGGGUGGUGGCGCAACCCUGGGUAAUUCACUACCGAGUCUUAACAGUUGGCGUAAUGCAUGUGCUUUCUGAGGGUCCAGUCCAAAUGGGAUUUUGGAGAGGCCACAUGGGGCUCCUUUCUUACUACUACCUAGCGCCAGGGGCGGAUUCAGAGAUGUCUGAAAGUGGGAGAGGCGAAAGUGUGGCCGAUCGAGACAACACUACCAUGCUUUCUCCCGCGAAAUUUGUGUUUUCUAGAUGCCCGAAAAAAUAACCUGAGGCGUUUUGGGCGAUCAAUUAUUUCUUUUUACUUUUUUUUUUAACUUUCCAAAAGGUGGGGCUGGGUCUUCAGUGCGGCGCUUAUAAAAAAAUAUCGGCGUGGUGCUUUCCAUGACCGUUCCUAUGUUGCCUAUUUCACGUAAUUCGAUAGGCCCAUCAUCGUAAAUAAAGGUUUAUAAAGAAA